CAUACCAUGGCCUUCGACCUUGGUCAAGAUAGCGAUUGCUAUAGACUGUUUUGGAACUUCUUAACAACACAUUGGAUGCUCAAUCUCGCGACCUGAUAGACAAUGGUUGCAAUCUCUUCUAGUACAAGGCUGCCAGCCGUCGCGAAGACAGUAGAGAAUGUGGCCUUGACGGCUAUACCUACCUUUGUUCCUCUAGGCUUGACAUCUCCGCCAAUAUCUCGUCGUGCUUCUAGAUUGCUGUUCAGACACAUAGAGCUGGACCACCCCCAAACAUUGAUCAGAAUAUAUAAUGCAAAGCUCCACAUCCGCGACUCAAACACAUGCGAGUGUUGAUAUGCGAUUCCACCACCGAGCACAACCAAGCCAAGCCGGACAUGUUCCCCGCAUAGCGACUCGAACAACUCGUGCAUAUGAGCCCAAGCUUUUCAGGUAUAGAAAUCCUGACUUCGGUGCUACUCCCGGCCUUAAACCACGGACUAUCUAGGCGUCGCUAUACCUUUUUUACGAUUGCUUUUAUUGCCUCGCUGUCUCAAUUCGCUAUCUCUUAUCUAGCGUUGCUUUCUCCCCUGCUCAUCACCCCACGUCUUACGCCCAGGCGUAGCCCGCCCCCAGACCGCGACAUUCAUCAUGAGAAGCAUAUAAGCUUUAUAGUUACUGUGUUGUCGACUUGGCGCGAUGCGAUAAGCCUUUUUGCCAAGUGCUUGCUUCAACAGCGUGGCUUCUUGCUCCGACUAUAUUACCCGUCGCUCACUCGUGCAUUGCUUUCAAGUCAACAGCACCACCAAAGAAAUCCAGAAAUCAUGGAGUCAAAGAUAGAAAAACAUCCCACUCCACACAUCGCUCACGAUGUAGAGACACAAGGCAAGUCCUCCAUUGAUGCAGACGCUCUCAAGCUAGCAGAGAUGGGCUACACUCAAGACAUGGCGAGAAAGUACACCGUCUGGUCCGUUUUGGGCGUCGGAUUUUCAAUCACAAACUCCUGGUUCGGUAUAUCAGCCGCUCUGAUAACUGGCAUCAAUUCUGGAGGCCCGCUGCUCGUCAUAUACGGCAUUAUGCUCAUAGCUCUCAUCUCGACCUGCGUGGGUAUCAGUCUCAGCGAGCUGGCAAGUGCGAUGCCGAAUGCGGGUGGACAGUACUUCUGGGCUGGUGAACUUGCGCCGAGACGGUUUACAAGACUCGCCAGUUACAUGACGGGAUGGUUGGCGUGGUGGGGUGCUAUGUUUACGAGUGCGUCUGUAGCAUUGGCUAUGGGAAGUGCGGUAGUGGGUUGUUAUCAACUUGGGCAUCCUGACUUUGUCAUUCAACCCUGGCAUGUCUUCCUGGCUUACCAACUCUCGAACAUCUUCUGUUUCUUCUUCAACUGCUACGGCAAGAUACUUCCCACAGUCGGCAAAACCACACUAUGGAUCUCACUGCUUUCCUUCGCCGUGAUACUCAUCACCGUUCCAGCCGUUGCGCCUACACACCAGCACGCUCGCUUCGUCUUCGCGACCUUUAUCAAUAACACCGGCUGGCAGCAAGAUGGAAUAGCCUUCAUCGUCGGUCUCGUGAACACAAACUGGGCUUUCGCUUGCCUUGAUUGCGCCACGCAUCUCGCCGAAGAAGUACACCGGCCAGAGAAGAUGGUCCCAAUAGCCAUUAUGGGAACUGUGGGGAUUGGGUUUGUAACGAGCUGGUUCUUCUCCGUCGGCAUCUUCUUCUCGAUUGUAGGGGACUUUGCUGAGAUUGGCGCAUCAGAUACUGGAGUGCCUAUUCUGGAGAUUUUCUUUCGCGCGCUGCAGAGUAAGGCUGGAGCGACGGUUCUUGAGGCGCUUAUCAUAGCUACGGGACUGGGUUGCUUGGUCGCAAGUCAUACUUGGCAGAGUCGACUAUGCUGGAGUUUUGCGCGCGAUCGGGGGCUUCCUGCUCAUCGCUGGCUGGCCAAGGUACAUGAAGGACUUGACGUGCCGCUCAACGCCCACUUAGUGAGUUGUGUUAUCGUGGCUAUCAUGGGAUGCCUGUAUCUGGCUUCUUUGACAGCUUUUAACUCGAUGAUAACGGCAUGUAUCGUUCUUCUGUACCUCAGUUACUCUGUUCCGGUCAUCUGCCUUCUCAUCCGCGGUCGCGACAAGAUAUCCCACGGGCCAUUCUGGCUCGGUCCGGUCGGUCUCUUCGCGAAUAUUGUACUACUUGUCUGGACACUGUUCACACUGAUCAUGUACUCGUUUCCGUAUGCGAAGCCUGUUGAGGCAGGGAACAUGAACUAUGUGUGCGUUGUCUAUGCCAUUGUUGCUUUGAUUGCCAGUGUAGAUUGGCUGUUUAGAGGGAGGAAGAAGUUUGUGGUUGCCGGCGAAAGGAAGGAGGAAGGGGUGAACCCGGCUCCGAGAAUCGUGGAUCUGCCUGGGUAUUAGGAGCGAUGUUGAAGCAACACUGUGUGCGCGUGCACAGUAUGUCAUAUUCUAAAUACACUGAGCUCAGUGUCCAUAGUUUAUUCGGGAAUCAUGUCUAAAAUAUCAGUUUUGUGAUGUGUGCAAGUUGC
Molecule: messenger RNA, 2518 nt
Organism: Alternaria alternata
Lineage: Eukaryota; Fungi; Ascomycota; Dothideomycetes; Pleosporales; Pleosporaceae
Product: choline transport protein
Exons: 5
Coding region: 411-2390 (659 amino acids)
Biological process (GO): transmembrane transport
Cellular component (GO): membrane
Molecular function (GO): transmembrane transporter activity
Source: RefSeq, a predicted model, not a curated record